Messenger RNA from Neurospora tetraspora, 759 nucleotides. RefSeq lists its product as uncharacterized. NCBI's taxonomy places the organism in Eukaryota, Fungi, Ascomycota, Sordariomycetes, Sordariales, Sordariaceae. The record is from RefSeq and is a predicted model, not a curated record. Bases 162 to 551 code for a protein of 129 amino acids. The transcript has a single exon.
CUCAUGGAGGUUGAAAGGAUCAACAAGGCCUUCGAGACCAAAGUAAAUUAUCAGCUGAAUUGAACGACUUGUUCCAAGCCCAGAAACCUGCCCUUGUCACAGAUAAUUUACCUCCCUCUCGAACCAAUUUUCCAACUCUUCUUACGGCCUCUUUGCCCAUCAUGACUUCCAACCCCGACACUCCCAUGCUCUCGGUCGAACCCACAACGACCUUAGUGCUCUACAACCCAGUAGACUUUGACGUCGUCAUGAAAGAAGAUGGCGAAGCCCAAAUCCCCACGGGCAUCGUCAGCGUUGACAACCCACCACCCUGGCUCGUUACGCUUCACCAACAACUCACGACAGCCCACAAUCAUCUCCGCGAAAUCGCCGUGACCGUAGGCCAGGAACAAAUCCACGAACUCGCCUCCCUCAAGGAGCAGUAUGAGGUGCUGAAGAAAAAACUACACCAUCGUCACCAACCUCUUCGAAGCAGGAUCCGAGGCCUCGCAAAGCCAGAUCACCCGCCUCGAACAGCAGGUCCAACAGGCCAGCUCCCGCUUCGCUUCUGAAGUCUGGACUACCAUCGCCAAGUACGGAAAGCAAGACGCUGAGCGCCAAAAGGCUAUCGACCACCUUCAAGCAAUCGCUACGCGCCACCAGGAGGCCCUGGAAACCCUCAACGAGGGAAAAAAAGACUAUAAAGCGAUCGUUAAGAUGCUUCUCGAUACUGGCAAGGUUGGCGCAGGUGCUAAGGAUGAGAAUGGACAGACAGCGCUG